GGUCUCGACACGUGCUCGACCGAGCAAAAAUUGGAUUACCCAAGUACCGUACGAUACUUACGUCCUGAUAUUGUACAAGCGCGUGACUAGCUUCCGUAUCAUUUUUUUCGAUUGCAGAUACCGGUACCGGUGCGACGAACACUUCAUGUUUACUUUCACCUGAAGGAGUUCAGACAGAGCCUCGUAUUAUACUCUUUCCACCCUUGCCAUAGUCAAAACUUCACCACCGGUUCACAAAAAUGUGCUGAUUCAUCAUCGAUUGCGCAGCGUCCAUGGCAAACGCGGUCACCCGAGCCUUGGGAUGCAACAGGACAAACCGCCCGUCCUUCGCUGCCUCGUGUUCGGCUGGGCAGUGUACCGCAAAUGCCAGGGAUGUAAAUGGGAAUUGCAGUGUGUCGGCAAACCUUAAACAACGAAAACUCGGCUCCAAUGAAGAGGGGAAAACAACAGCAGCAACACUUUCAUCGUCUUCCGUGACUAGUCAAAACAUGCUGGAGGUGCCAUAGGAGACAUUGUGAACGGUCAUAUUUGAUAAGGUAGCGAAUAUCUGGUCUCGGAGAGUAUAGCCAACCGUUUUCAACAGUAGCAAAACACAAUGCAAACCGACAACUGUUAUAAAGUUCAAUGCUUUGAAUGACAACAUUUCCUUGAGAGAACGAGCUUAUUGAUGAUGGUUCAGUCGGCAGAUGGUAGCAGUACCAUUAUCUCAACCCAUUGUAGUUGUCUCAAUAUGAGUUCUCCCAAAGCAGAUAUGUUCGAGAAAGGCUGACUUCCUGAUAAUGUGUCUGAUAAUGUGUCUAUGUUGCGUGCAGACGGUCUUAAAAUAGAAAAAAUAACUUUGCUGGGUUAUUGUAACAUCUGUAAUAGAGCUCCUCCUCUGGUCGUGUCUCCAUUAACACUCCUCGGAGGGAGGCGCCGCCCGUCGGAGCAUUCUUCCCUCCGGAAGUUAUGGUUCGGGCCAGCAUAGCGCCUCUUCUGGUGGUUCAUGAGGUUAAAUAUGAUAUUAAGAUUUUUAUUUUUUAAUAGAGCUUCUCCUCUAUUGGAAAAGCAUAAUUUGCGUUGUAGUCUGAUACUAUGUGAUGUACCACCACCAGCCCUGUGUUGGCACUUCGAAUUUUAAACUGCCAACAGCAAAAACACCAGACAAACACUUACUGCUUGACUCUCAACUAUAUUAGAGAUGUGCAUAUGAAGUUUGAAAAUCAGAGAGUACUUGAAGUGUUGUUUGUUGUGCAUGGGGUCAUUCAGGAACACUUCUUGCAGUAAAAAUGAAGUGAUAAAAACGCUUGAGAAACUGUUCUUGUUGCUACCGUACUACUGUGGAUAUCAUGAGAUUUUACAUCACAGGAAGUACUUCGUACGAUAGUACAGUACUGGAGAAGUUUUCAACGCGCGUUGCGCACCCAUCUAAAAUUAUGACCCCUGUACUUCGUGACGUUUCAAAUUUUUAUUCCAUCGAAAUGGACACAUCAUCAACCAUUCUCAAAACUUCCUCCGUCUGUUCCGACAGCAACAUACGACUUUCGUUUUCUUCUCCCAAAAUGACAGCCAGGAGUGCCCUUUGAAAGAGUCAAACGCAUUGUUGCAUCAACACUGUACAUUACAAUAUUAUCAAGGAUGGCUCCUGAUGCGGAUAAGUUGCGACAGCGUCGUAGCCAAGUUGUAGCUGGUGACCUCAGCGUUAAUGUUUCCGAGCCAGAGACCGUGGACCGUGUUGUUACCCUGAAAGGCCUGAGUGGAGACGAAAUUUGUAUUGAUGGAAUUGUGUACGACAUAUCAGCAUUCCAGCAUCCGGGAGGAGAUUCUAUCAAAAUAUUUGGUGGUAAUGAUGUAACACUCCAGUAUAAAAUGAUUCACCCCUACCACACUGAGAAGCAUUUGGAAAAGAUGAAGGCAGUUGGCAAAGUUCCAGAUUACGCGCCAGAAUACAAAUGGGAUACUCCUUUCGAACGCGAAAUUAAGAAGGAAGUGUUCAAGAUUGUUCGACGCGGCAAAGAAUUCGGAACAUAUGGAUAUUUCUUUCGUGCAUUCGUUUACUUGGCGGUAUUUUUUUAUCUGCAAUAUCUAUGGAUGCAAAAAUCUUCCUACACGCUUGGAAUCAUUUAUGGAAUUAGUAUGGGCUUGGUUGGAUUGAAUGUACAACAUGAUGCGAAUCACGGCGCCGCUUCGAAGAGGGUUUGGGUCAAUGAUAUCCUUGGUCUCGGUGCUGAUCUUAUUGGAGGAUCUAAAUGGCUAUGGAUGGAAAAACACUGGACGGUAAGUGCUUUUUGAUAUGAGGUAGUCGUCGUCAAUUUUACCUGCCUUGCUUACCAAUUCUAAACUCAUCACAUCAAUAACAAUAACAGCAUCAUGCGUAUACAAACCAUCGAGAAAAAGAUCCAGAUGGGUUAGCAGCCGAACCAUUUCUCUUGUUCAACGACUACGACCUGUCAAAUCCCAAACGUGCUGGAUACCACGCCUAUCAAGCAUUUUAUCUGGUCCUCUUAUUGUGUGGAUAUUGGCUAUCAGCUGUCAUUGAUGUCCCCGUUAUUUGGAACUUGAAAGAUCGGGGCACUUUGGAUGUCGGAAUUCGAUUGGAUAACGAUUGGAUUGCUAGUCAAAGGAAGUAUGCAAUCAGUCUUCGAAUCUUUUACGUCAUGUGUAACAUAGUCACUCCUCUCUGGAAUGAUUUCAGUUGGACUACUCUGUCUCAUAUCAAUGUCAUGGGAGUUUCUGGAAGUCUUACACUAGGACUUCUUUUUACUCUGUCGCAUAACUUUGAAAAUGCUGACCGAGAUCCCACCAAAGAGAAUCGCGAAACGGGAGAACCCGUUUGCUGGUUCAAAGCUCAGGUUGAAACUUCUUCGACCUAUGGAGGUACUAUUUCAGGAUGGCUUACUGGUGGGCUAAACUUUCAAGUAGAGCAUCAUUUGUUCCCGAGGAUGUCAAGCGCUUGGUAUCCAUACAUUGCACCCAAGGUUCGCGAGAUAUGCAAAAAACAUGGCGUUCGCUACGCCUACUAUCCUUGGGUAUGGCAGAAUAUGAUUUCCACCCUGAAAUACACCCACGAAGUUGGAACUGGCGCACACUGGUUGGACAAUCCCUUCAAAGGCGAGAUGUAGACUUAGACAAUAACUGAGGAAACGACGAGAAUGCUACUCGUGACCUUACUAAUAAUACCGCAAAAUUAAUAGAAUGAAAGAUGUGUACUUGUAAACAUAGCAAUAAACUAAUAUUCGCACCUUUAACUCUAUUAUUUAUCGUUUUCCUGCGAACCCUUCGUAUUAAAUGAAUCCUUUACGGCAACAUGUGAGGUGACUCCUCGCUAACAUGUGUUUUUUUAAUGACUAUGUCCACGACUGUCUCCCAAUCAUAGCCUACGGAAUAAAUGAAUAACAACGAGAAGACGAGAUAGACGGAGAUACAUAGCAUCAAAGAAGAUAUCCCAACUUUCUUUUUGAGCAUAUUUUCGAUGACCGAACAUCUUCCGAAUAAAUAGCCCCAAAAUGCAGUUAUCGACAGGCAGAAAAAAGUCCCCCAUGUCUCCAUUCCAGACGCUGAUAUUGUUCCCAUUCCCCCGAGCAAGAGGCUUAUCGAAGUGAUUGCAAAUUCUGCAAGGAAUACCGCUCCGCCUGAGCUCCCAACAAGUUGUCCAACCAGUAAUCCAAAAAUCACAGCGGUGACAAGACUGAAAGACUUCACAAUUGAUCCAGUUGAUCUGUAAGUGACACCUGAUCGAUCACCACCAAUUGUUUGAAGCGAAAGACUCGUACCAAAGCCAACACUGCAAAGAAAUACUGAUAGAGAGUUAAGGGAGAAAUGCGGAGAACCAAAAGAGAAGCCUACAAGUACCAUGAUGAUACCAGCGAGUAUCUUUUUCAUGGCACAAUCAUUUCCCAACCUUAAAGACUCGUCCCUUUCUUCAAAGAAGAUUCCACCCCUCCCUCCUAUAGCCCGGAACUUAGAUCGACGUUCUUUCCAUUCUUGACUUCGCCAAAAUGAUAUGUGUCUCAUCAAAUCAAUAUGCUUUCGUCGAUUCCAUUGUGGUAGAAAAAUCAACCGCUGUAAAACCGAAGGACACAAAGCAUCCCAUACACGUUCCCCCCGAUGGAACAUUCCAAUGUAUAAUCGAUGCAAAAUAUUGCGCUCUUUCGCAACCGGAAAGUGUUCUUGCAUUGCGCGCAAGAAGUCUCGCCUUGUGUACCGUUCAAUAUAUCUACCCAACACAC
This is a messenger RNA of Pseudo-nitzschia multistriata, 4208 nucleotides long. The record is from the annotation of a GenBank genome assembly. NCBI's taxonomy places the organism in Eukaryota, Bacillariophyta, Bacillariophyceae, Bacillariales, Bacillariaceae.